This is a messenger RNA of Penicillium maclennaniae, 555 nucleotides long. Its product is annotated as 60S ribosomal protein eL18. Gene Ontology annotation, cellular component: cytosolic large ribosomal subunit; ribosome. Gene Ontology annotation, molecular function: structural constituent of ribosome; RNA binding. Gene Ontology annotation, biological process: translation. The record is from RefSeq and is a predicted model, not a curated record. Bases 1 to 555 code for a protein of 184 amino acids. NCBI's taxonomy places the organism in Eukaryota, Fungi, Ascomycota, Eurotiomycetes, Eurotiales, Aspergillaceae. The transcript has 4 exons.
AUGGGUAUCGACUUGGACCGUCACCAUGUGCGCAGCACACACCGCAAGGCUGCUAAGAGCGACAACGUCUACUUGCAGGUGCUUGUGAAGCUUUACCGCUUCUUGGCUCGCCGCACGGAGUCCAACUUCAACAAGGCUGUUCUCCGCCGCCUCUUCAUGUCGCGCAUCAACCGCCCCCCGGUUUCGAUCUCGCGCAUCGCUUCCAACAUCAACGAGGCGCACAAGGGCAAGACCGUCGUUGUCAUUGGUACCGUCACCGAUGACAACCGCCUUCUGGUCGUCCCCAAGCUCUCCGUCGCCGCUCUGCGUGUUACCGCCACUGCUCGCGCUCGUAUUGAGAAGGCUGGUGGUGAGAUUCUCACCAUGGAUCAGCUUGCUCUCCGUGCCCCCACCGGUGCCAACACUCUGCUUCUCCGUGGUCCUAAGAACGCCCGUGAGGCUGUGAAGCACUUCGGCUUCGGCCCUCACUCUCACAAGAAGCCCUACGUCGCCAGCAAGGGCCGGAAGUUCGAGCGUGCUCGUGGUCGCAGACGCUCCAAGGGUUUCAAGGUCUAG